This is a messenger RNA of Schistosoma turkestanicum, 3362 nucleotides long. Lineage: Eukaryota; Metazoa; Platyhelminthes; Trematoda; Strigeidida; Schistosomatidae. The record is from the annotation of a GenBank genome assembly.
AUGAUUUCGAAUGGAUUACCAGUUCUGUUAUACGUUGCUUGUACAGCUACAUUCAUUAGUUUACACGUGGGCGAUCAGUUCUUGAUAUUAUUGUGUCUUCAUUUUUCGUUAUGCAAAGUAUUUUCUCGAGUUAGCAGCAAUAGUUUGUUGCUUGUGAUUACUAUGGGUACAGUGCUUACAGCUGAGAUAAUGGCUCUGAAGACUUUGUUGCCGCUGCUAUGGAGUGCUCCAGUUAAUUUACUGUACAUAUUACUCAUCAAUUGCUUUCUCUGUCAUUAUUUUGUGUGGUCUGUGUUAGAGUUUUCUCUUGCUAAUAUUGAACAUGAGGUUCUUGAGAUUCCAACUUUCAGUAGCUUGCCAACAAGCAGCUGCUUACUGAUCAUGAUCUUGGGCUUUGGUCAUUGGAAGGAACAUUUGUCUGCACUGACAUGCUUUCUUAGUGUGCCUACCUUAUGGCUGUUCUCCAGAUAUAAACCGAAAAAACAUCUUGAAAUCCUCUGGAAUUCUUUCAUGGAAGCGUGCAUUGCUGUCUUGCUAUAUCUGUUCCCUGCCUUGAAUUAUAUGAUCUGUUAUUUCUUGAAUGAAAGUGACAAGUCAUUCCUUAAAUUCACGGUCGAGAUUCUUUUUUUAAUUACAACAACACAUCUAAUAUCAUCUCAACUUCGUGUUCAAAUUCUGCUAACAACUAAAACUUCUUUAGAUAGACAGAUUUCCCUUAUUGUUCCUCCUUUGAUUACUGGAAUGGUUUUACUUGGCUUACACACUGAAUUUUUUAACACUAUGAACAACGCAUUUAGUUAUUUGUCCAUAUUUACUGUACAGUCUCUAGUCUUUUUACUCACGGUUUCAGUUAUAUGGCUUAGAUACUAUCACCACUCUAAGAAAACACAACUGUUUCUGAAGUUCAUGUCAGCGAUUCUAUGUAUUAUGAUCAUUGUAUUGUAUUGGAAUAAACUUUCGGACGUGCUUAGAAUUUCGCGACAGCUUCCCUGGAAUAAAAAGUCUAUAAAUCAUUUGUUUUGGAGUGGAAUUGCUUGUCUUAUAUUUUCUUUAAUUACGUUGUUUACCUAUGAGUAUGGAAAUCAAGAAAUAUUUGAUGUAAUCUUUGGGAUUUCCCUGUGCAUUCUACAUUAUUCCGAAUGGUGUUUAUAUAUGACCGUUAAUAUUUCUGAAUCGUGGCUGUACAAUUCUUGCAUAAUGACUGUUGUAUCAGUAUUACUGGCAGCUGCAUAUACAAACCAAAGACGUUUCAUAGAUAACUCCGUUUUAAAUCGGAGUCCUUCAAUAAAAAUUUUCAGUUGGCACGUUUUUGCUCCUUGUUGUUUAAUUCCAGCCGUUUUAAAACUCCUUUUACUUUGGAUAAGUAAAUAUGAAGAUAAUCCUACCCACCAAAACAUAUUGAAUCAUCGUGUACAUUUCAAUAAAGACUUUGUUCUGGGUUUAUAUCUACUACUUUUGGGAUUUGUUUGCAGUGAAAGAAUAUAUCAAUUUGGAAAACAACUGGCUAAUUAUCUCAUGAAUUUUUAUCCAUUUUAUUUAUUGAGUCAUAUUGCUAUUGAAUCAUUAAUGAUAUUGGGGUAUUUUUAUGCUGCUUUUGUGUUCGUUUGGCCCCAAGUGAUGUUAUUUCUAAACUUGCAUACUGAUCUAUCAUUCACUUCAAAUAUUCAUAUACUAAUUCGAUUAUCUAUUUCAUGUCUAGUGACCAGUUUAGCUUUACUCAUACCAUCAAUGUUGAAUUUAACUCGAAGAAAUCCUGAAAUGUCUAGUCAUUCUCGUAAUUUUGGAAAAAUUGGUUCAUUACUUUUAGCAAUAGCUUUUAAUUCAAUUCAUCUUGAUCUCAAUAUGUCUGGCGCUAUUGUUUACUCUGUAACAAUUCCUACUUGUGUAUUAUGCAUAACUUGGAUGAUAUGUUUAUUUGUAUGUUUAUUCGCUUAUGGAAAAUUUACAUUCGAUGUGAAAAGUUUAUUUGUUUAUAUACUGCAAAAUCUAAUUUAUCCUGGCUUAUUUAUUAUUUCUGUGUCAUUUACUUCUAUAAAAUCAAUGAAUAUAUUUCCUUCCAACUUGAUUGUGUUUUUUAUUUUCUCAAUCUUUAUAUCAUGUAUGAUUUGUCUUGUAAUUUGGGAUAUUAAUGAUGAUUUAUUCACCGAUCAAAUUCAACAAACGUUUAUUAACUGCGAAUCUAAGAUGGCAAUGACUACUUUCGAAAAUAAUAACGAUAAUAGUUCAUUGGAGAAACCAUCAUCGAUUUCACUGAACAACACAAGAGGUCAUUCGUCUGUAUUUAAUUUAUCCGGUGAAUUAUUUAUAAGGUUAAUUUUGUUAAUCGGUUCAUUAGUUAGUUUAUUAACCUUAUUGAUUUAUCUUACUUAUCAUAUGGAAUUAUCUAUGGUUGAUAAUAUUUGUCAAAUGUAUACAAUAUUCUCAUUGAAAAUAUUUUGUAUUGCACAAAUCUCUGUUGGUUAUCCUCAAAAAUGGCUCUGCGACAAGGUUCGAUGUCGAUCUACUCAACUCUUUGACAAUGAUUCCAGCAAUUUUUUACGCUCUGUUUUAAUAUCUAUGGUCAACGUUUGUAUAAUAUUAUCAGUUAUACUUCGUUAUCAGUUCUGUCCAAGUUUCUUUACAGAUAUAGAAAUUUUCUUUCUCCCAUGGAUUUUCUUCACAUUUCAUGGCAAACAAAUUAAUCAAUAUCGAAAUGUUUUAGCACUAACCUGUUUCACUACUAUUUUAGUAUAUAUGGUAUUUAUUGAUUCACCAAUUGUGAAAGGCUAUGCACCACCUUUGCCAACAUUUGAUCGUCAAUUUUUCGGACGAACAAAUUCACCAGUGUAUUAUUGGAGUGAAUUCCUAUUAACUAUUGCAUUAUGUCCAUUGCAUGUAUUAUUUCUUGCAGAUCAAUCCAACAUAACUACACAAGCUUUAGUUGAUCUAAUUUUUUUCAACCAGUUCGGUAAAUCACAUACACAUAAACAAUAUUCAACUUUAUCAUCAUCAUCAUUCAUAUGCUUAAAAUGUAUUAAAUUGCAAAUAGCCUAUGCUUUAAGUUACAUUUUUUCAUGGAUAUUCUAUACAACUUAUGGAUUAUUACCAUUUUGUAUUAGUUAUUGGUUUAUAGCUAGUUCAUUAGCAUCGGCAAUUUUUGGUUUUUAUAGUUUUAUUAUUUGUAUUUAUUUAUUACUUCGUGUGAAUAUUGUCACAGACAAUGAUUAUUAUUAUUCUUACACAUAGAACAAAACCGAAUUUUUGUCUUGUAUGUUACGCUUCCUCCUCUUCUAUUUCUACUUCUUUGAUUGUUCGCUUAAAACUAUCAUGAAAGCAUUUUUCUUUAUGGGAUUUUUCUCUCUCUCUCUCUCUCUAUGUCUUUU